This is a messenger RNA of Bombus huntii, 3385 nucleotides long. Its product is annotated as carcinine transporter-like. The transcript is spliced from 9 exons. The record is from RefSeq and is a predicted model, not a curated record. NCBI's taxonomy places the organism in Eukaryota, Metazoa, Arthropoda, Insecta, Hymenoptera, Apidae. Gene Ontology annotation, molecular function: transmembrane transporter activity. Bases 18 to 1721 code for a protein of 567 amino acids. Gene Ontology annotation, cellular component: membrane. Gene Ontology annotation, biological process: transmembrane transport.
GACAUGGUAACGGAUCCAUGACUGUGCUUCUGUUAUUAUCAACGCCAGUAACGGUUAAACCUAUUGCAUGUGUCGAAAUGAAGGACGAGAAGAGUAACUCUAUAUUGCCCACUGAAGCGACUCGAUUGAGACCAAGAUUGGAAAGUUUCGAUGAUGUUCUGCCGUAUGUCGGUGACUACGGGAGAUAUCAAUGGCUGUUGUUAUUGUCGUUACUACCUUAUGGCGCGACGUACGCGUUUCUUUAUUUCUCGCAAUUUUUCAUUACGAUUAUUCCCACGGAACACUGGUGCAGGAUAGACGAAUUAGUAAACUCGAAUUUCACCGAAGAAGAGAGGAUUAAGAUAGCGAUUCCAGUGACGAACGUUUAUCCUUAUUACGAACAAUGUCAACGGAAGGACGUAAACUUCACAGAGCUGUUGAAGAGCGAUAAGAGCCUGAGCUCAUCGGGCUUCCAAACAAACAAAACGAUAAAAUGUACUCAAUGGGAGUAUAAUUUUACGCAGAUUCCAUAUCCUAGUAUAGGAACUGAGCUAGAUUGGGUAUGCGACCGAGAAUACCUCGUAUCAACGGCGCAGGCCAUCUUCUUCUGCGGAUCCAUCAUCGGUGGUUUCCUAGUCGGUUGGAUCGCCGAUCACAAGGGUCGUAUCCCAGCUUUAAUGUUCUGCAAUGGUAUCGCCCUUUUUGCCUCCAUUUUCACUGCCAGCGCAAAUAGUUUUUGGUCAUUCGCCGUCUGUAGGUUUCUCACUGGACUGGCGUUCGAUAACUGUAUCAACAUUCCUCUGAUUAUCGGUAAGCCUUCUACGAAAGCUUUUGCAACCACCAGAGAUGAAUAUAUUGAUUUUGUUAUUGUUAAAGAUCGUUUCAUCGAUUUUCAUGUCGUCGAGGAUAGUUAUAUCUUGAUAUUCUUAAAUCGAGUUAUACAAGGUGGUUGUUUGAACUGUGUAAGGGCUAAAGGUACGACUCGUAUUAUAUCUUUCGUUAAUUAUUCUCGAAAUAAAUUCUUGCAGAGUAACAUGGAGGCACCGGACAAAAUUCAAGAAUCAGCGACGCUGCUCGAUCUGUUCAAAACGCCACGGUUGGCGAGAAACACUAUUCUUCUAGUUGCAUUCUGGUGUUUCACCCUGAUCUCGUUCGACGGUCACGUGUAUUCAUUAAAACUUAUCCAGAGCUCGGUGUUCGUGUCGUUCUCGAUCGCCUGUGCCACAGAACUUCCAGCUGGGUUAUUACUCGCCCUGUUGCUCGACCGAUGGGGUCGUAGACUCUGCGGAUUUCUCACGAUGGCAAUGACCUGUGUACUCAGUAUCGCUGAACUUAUGCUGCAUUCCAUGCUCGCGAAAUUAGUAAUGUCAAUAUUGUCGCGAUUCUGUCUGAACAUGGCAGCCAAUGUUGGUCUUCAGUAUGCAGCAGAACUUCUGCCCACGCCAGUCAGAUCGCAGGGCGUAUCGUUCAUUCAUAUUUUCGGAAUAGUUGCACACUCUUUGGCGCCAUAUAUCACUGACUCGGCUAGAAUUUGGGAGGGAUUUCCAAUGCUCAUUAUCAGCACGGUGUCCUUUUUUGGCGCUGCACUGGUUUUGUUCCUGCCGGAAACUGUCGGCCAGAAUCUUCCUCAGACUAUCAAGCAAGGCGAAGAAUUCGGAAGGGACCAACAUUUCUGGUCGUUGCCUUGCUAUCAUAAGACACACUUCAAUGGACAUCAACACUAUCACUCCUGUGAACGAUAAUUAUCUGAUUUUUAAUAAUAAUUCAAUUAAAAAACACGAAGGAGGAUUCGUGUUUUUUUAGAAGUAACAAUAUUACAAGCGGAUCAGUCUGACGAUUUUUGUACGAGAAAAAAUCGGAACAUAUUAUUUUUCUAUUCUCCUACAUUAAUUUUUAUUUUUAUCGUUUACGUUUAAGAAUUUGUAAGCCUUAAUUCUAAAAAGAGCGAGCUUAGAAAUCGUGUUCCUAUAUAAUUUUUAUUAUUAUCUUUUAAGAGCUUUUAUAAUUUUAAUGCUAAUUUUCACUUGCGUUACGCACGUUCGAAUCGUUCAGCGGUUGGUGCUAAUUUGAUAUUCAAAGAUAUUACGUAGAAUAAUAUCGAAAAUGUUACGUAAAUUAAUAAUUACGUAAUUUAUUAAUUACGUAAAUAAUAAAUUAGGGAGAUUUAAAUUUUUGAUUCCUUUAAUGUUUUUAACAUUUUUCACUGGAAUAUAUUGGACAAAAUCUUAUUUAAAAAAAUAGUACGUUUAGAUAAUUUGUCUUUGUGAAAAGAAACAGUUUUAUAUCUUUUGAACGAUUAUCCACGUAUUUUUAACGAUUAUUUAUCUAUUCGUUAUAUUUUUUGUACGAUUUUAAAUAACGUACAAUAUUAAUAAAAUCCAAGCUUGAAGACUUUUUAAAUUAUUGUUAUAAUUUCUUCAGCACCAACUGCUGGACUUUUAUCUAUCUAAAACGAGUUGUGCGUACAUUUAAAAAAAAAAAUAACUCUAAUUGACUGUUUCUAUGGUUUAGGAAGAAGAAAAAAAGAAAGGAAAGAAUAUUGUAAGCAAAUCGUGCCAUCGUAUGACAAUCAGUGUUCGUCGUUGUGCCAAUAACAACGCAAUCAAUCUGAAGAAACCUAUUCAUAGUAUUCAUAAUCAUCACUCACGUAUACAUACGCGUAUACACUCACGUCCAUAAGAUUGAUUCACCGAAUAAAACUUCCAUAAACCUUAAUAUAAGAAACAAUUCUACUUUUUAUUUGCACACACAUCGACGAAUCCCCCGAACAAAAAUAAACUGCUAAAUAUCUCUAUAAUUAAAUACAUUAAUGCUCGAUGAUCCUCGUUCAUCAUUAUACGUCUAAUCUAACUCCAUCCUAUAAUUAGGAGUUCUACGAUAACGAUCACUUAUGUUACAAUGUAUUAACCCUUAACAGCCGAACUUAAUUAUAAUUAAUUAUAGAAAAUGAAAUGCUUCAUUAUACGGAUAUUUGAAGUAAUAUUCUGUAUUAUACAGGGUGUCUGGUAAUUGAUACUGUGAUAACCAGUGGUUAGUUAAUGUGGUUAAUAACCAGUGGUACAGGAUAAUACUAUGUGAAAGGAUCUGUUGAAAAUAUAGAACGAGAGAUUUUCGUACGACGUUCGAGAGAAUGAAAUUCUGAAGCUUUGUCAACUCGUGUUCACACGACAUUCACGAAACAUAUUCAAAAUUUAUUUUCUCGAAAAUACGAAGAAUCAUCAGUUACGAAACACUCUGUACUAUAUCACAUUAUUAUAUCACUAUCGUAUUGAUAAGAAAUGUCGAUAUUAUAACUCCUUAAGACUCCCUUAAUAUUUAUUUGCGAUUCAGCUUAAUAUGUAUUUCAAUAUUAAAUUGUAAUGUGUAAUUUCAAGAUUAAAAAUAUAAAAGAAUUCAUUCCUGAUUA